GGAUCACUGUCUUCGGCAUGUUCGUUUGACCACAUGAUAACAACGAACAGUCUCAGAGAACGUAGGUAAUAACACUUGAAAACGGGAGAAACCUAUAGAAGAACGAGGCAAGGGCCCGCGUCUCGUCAUAACCACUUUACCUUUGUACAAGAUGAAGAGAGCAGAGCUUGUGUUCAUUCCUACCCCGGGAAUGGGUCACCUGGUAUCCAUCCUUGAGUUUGCAAAGCGUUUACUUGAUCGAGAUGACCGUUUCUCCAUCACGGUUCUCGUCAUUAAUAACGCAGCGUUCGCACCCACCAACCAUAGCCUCGUACAGUCGAUCGCUGCCUCCGACACGCGUGUAAGAUUUAUUCACCUUCCUGAAGUAAAUCCUCCCCCAAAAGAGCUUUUCUUCGUUUCUGCUGAGAAAUUCGUCACCGAUUUUUUAGAAAGCCACAAAGCUCACGUCAAAGACGCUAUCAUCAACCAUGUGUUAUCCGCUUCGCUUCCACUUGCCGGGUUGGUGGUCGAUAUGUUUUGCUCCUCCAUGAUUGAUGUGGCUCACGAGCUUGGUGUCCGGUCUUAUGUCUUCUUCCCUGCCAGUGCUGCCUUUUUUGGCUUCAUGCUCUACCUUCCAACUCGGCAUGACCAGGUGGGCAUGGAGUUUAGAGAUCAAACAGAUCCCGAGUCAGUCAUACCGAGUUAUGUCAACACAAUUCCUCCCGGUGCUCUGCCUUCGUUCGCUUUCAGCAAGGAAGGUGGAUACAUUUCCAUGGUAUACCAUGGGAGAAAAUUCAAAGAGGCCCACGGUAUUAUUAUCAACACGUUUUAUGAGUUGGAAUCCCACGCGGUGAACUCAUUUGUAGAGGAUGAUAUACCUCCGGUUUACACAGUGGGACCGAUGAUUGACCUCAAGGGUAAGACGCCUUCGGGAAAUGAUCAGUCCAAGCACCAAGAGAUAAUAAAGUGGCUUGAUGAUCAACCUCCAUUAUCAGUGGUUUUCUUAUGUUUUGGAAGCUGGGGGAGUUUUGGUGAAUCCCAGUUGAAAGAGAUUGCACUUGGGCUUGAGCAAAGUGGUCACCAGUUUCUGUGGUCAGUACGUUUGGCAUCUAAAGAUAUUAUACCUACUGAUGCCCAGAAUCUCGAGGAGAUCUUGCCACCCGGAUUCCUAGAAAGAACAAGAGGCAUUGGAAUGAUAUGUAGUUGGGCUCCACAAGUGGAGGUCCUUGCCCACGUAGCCAUCGGAGGGUUUGUGUCCCAUUGCGGGUGGAACUCGAUCUUGGAGAGCCUGUGGCAUGGUGUACCUAUUGCUACUUGGCCAAUUUACGCAGAGCAGCAAACCAAUGCAUUCCAGAUGGUAAAGGAUCUGGGGUUAGCAGUGGAGUUAAAACUGGAUUAUAGGGUUGGUAGUGGUGAGCUUGUGAUGGCUGAGGAGAUAGAGAAAGCAGUGAAAAGUUUGAUGGAGGCUGAUAGCGAGGUGAGGAAGAGGGUCAAAGAGAUGAGUGAAAAGAGCAGAGAGGCAGUGAUUGAAGGUGGAUCUUCAUAUGCAUCACUUGGUCGGUUGACUGAGGUUAUGAUGGCAAACAAUAUAUAAAUUCCUGCGAGGAAGUAAGGGAUUUCCUUUAUCUUUUGGAGUUCAAUGUUUGAGAGUUCUAAAGUGUUGCAUCCAUCUGUCUUACAUAUAUGUAAUGGUGUUUAAGCUAGCGCUUCAAAUUUAGCAUGAUAUUUGAAUCCUUUAAUAAUCAAAGGAUGUAAGCCUUUAGCAUGGAUAUUGUUUCGAGUAAAUUUGCGUAUUAAUGCUUGUCUGCUAAA
Carya illinoinensis is the source of this 1791-nucleotide messenger RNA. RefSeq names its product UDP-glycosyltransferase 71K1-like. The record is from RefSeq and is a predicted model, not a curated record. The transcript has a single exon. NCBI's taxonomy places the organism in Eukaryota, Viridiplantae, Streptophyta, Magnoliopsida, Fagales, Juglandaceae. Gene Ontology annotation, molecular function: UDP-glycosyltransferase activity. The coding region runs from base 152 to 1573 and encodes 473 amino acids.